GAGUGUGUGAAGCCUCCUGCGUUGGUCUGACCCAGUGUGUGUUUGUGAAUGUGCUUAAAUGAGUGUGUGUGCUCACGGCAGCUGGCAGAGGUGACAUUCAUCAGUUUGACUCGUUUGGAAUAAAUGAAAAGCUUCGAAAUCUGGAUAUUUACAUGAACCAGAGAUGCCCUGUGUACAAACCCAAUAUGCAUCCCUCCCCCAUGACACCUACUUCAACUCUGAGUUCUUAAAUCCUGACCUCAGUGCCAAACUGAUGAUGGACAUCAGUGGGCAAAUGGACCAGCUGUCUGCAUCUUCGUUGCCCAGCAUCAACACCUUGGUGGGAAAUGGCUACAUGGGGGAGUUUGAUGCUUAUUCCUGCAAGAUUACCACAUCUCCUCCCGCCUCUACAGUUUCAUUCAGCCAUGCCACAGUAGCUGAAAACUCCUGCCCUCAGAUGCAGAGCCAAGCCUUCAAGCUGGAUGAUCUUCAGGUGUAUGGCUGUUACCCAGGAUCCUUUGCCCUCAGCUGCCUUGAUGAAACACUGUCGUCUUGUGAUUCUGACUACUAUGGCAGCCCAAUUUAUGCUGCUGCUUCUCCUCCGACACCAAGUUUUCAGACCCAGCCUGCACCUGUUUGGGAUUCCCCAUUCAGCCCCUACCCCUCAGCUACCCCAUCCUCUGUAGCUGAUAAGCCUGGCAUGACCCAGCAGCUCUCCUUUUUCACUUUCAGCCCCAUGCCAGAGCAGCACUCUCCCCUCGGACAGCAUCAGGAUGUUCAGCCAGGUCAGGACGAUCCUUUCUUCCUGUCCCCUCAGCAGCAUGUCUCUCCACUUCAUUGCCCCCCCAUGUCCUUGGAGAACAGGCCUCUUGAAAGUCCCAGAAUAGUGGAGGGGCCCAUGAUGUCUCCUAAAACCCAGAACCCAGGGUCGAGUGAGGGUCGCUGUGCAGUUUGUGGUGACAAUGCAUCCUGUCAGCACUAUGGAGUCCGCACCUGUGAGGGCUGCAAAGGUUUCUUCAAGCGAACUGUACAGAAAAAUGCAAAGUAUGUGUGCCUUGCCAAUAAAGACUGUCCAGUAGACAAGAGGAGGAGAAACCGCUGCCAGUUCUGCCGUUUCCAGAAAUGUCUCGCAGUGGGAAUGGUCAAAGAAGUUGUUCGCACAGACAGCCUGAAAGGUCGCCGGGGUCGUCUGCCAUCCAAACCCAAGACUAUGACAGAGGCUUCAUCCACGACCCCAAAUGUCAGCAUCAUAGCUUCUCUUGUGAGGGCUCAUUUAGACUCCAACCCAAGCAUUGGAAAGCUUGACUACUCCAAGUACCAGGAGACAGUGGACAACCUGAAAGAAAAGGAGGAUGCCGGUGAUAUCCAGCAGUUUUAUGACUUGCUGACUGGUUCUUUGGAUGUAAUAAGAAACUGGGCUGAAACCAUCCCAGGAUUCACAGAUUUCUGCACAGAGGACCAAGAGCUGCUCCUUGAAUCUGCCUUUGUUGAGCUCUUCAUUCUGCGAUUGGCCUACAGGUCCAAUCCUGAGAAGAGCAAACUGAUCUUCUGUAAUGGUGUGGUCCUCCACCGACUGCAGUGCGUUCACAGUUUUGGUGACUGGAUUGAUUCCAUCAUGGAUUUCUCCCAGAGCCUGCACCGAAUGAACUUAGACAUCUCCUUGUUUGCGUGCCUUGCAGCGCUAGUUAUCAUCACCGAUCGCCAUGGCCUCAGAGAGCCAAAACGGAUUGAGGACUUUCAGAACCAUCUCAUCACCUGUUUAAGGGAACACGUGAAUGGAAAUGGAUCAGAAGUGAGUCGGACCCAGCCCAACUAUCUUUCACGUCUUCUGGGUAAACUUCCCGAACUGAGGACUCUGUGCACACAGGGUCUACAGCGAAUCUUCUACCUUAAACUGGAGGACCUGGUCCCCCCUCCACCAAUAGUGGAAAAAAUCUUUAUGGAUACUCUGCCAUUCUGAAAAAAAAGAGCACAAAUGUGUUAUUUGCUAAAAAGAUAGACACAAAGCACCUCAUUGGACUGCCUUCUAUCACGCCGACUGGGGUGCUGACAAAUGCCUAACAUUGUUCAAGAGACCAUUAUUUUUCUAGAAAAAAAGUUAAAAGUUUUAAAAUUGAAUAUGGUACCUGUGUGAGUUGUGCAUAAUUUUUUUUCAGUUCAGUGUAUCUGUCAUAGACAGAGUUGAAAUGGUAUUACCAGUUCAGGACACAGUUUAUAUAUAUAUUUGUGUGCAUUUGUAAAAUGACUUUAUUGCUGUGCUAGAUGUGUGAAUGUUGUCCUGCUAUGCAGCUAGGAAGACAUGGACAUUUGGGUAGAUGCAAUACAUUACAUUCUCAGCUUUUUCCUAAAAACAAAAGAAACACACUAAUCUCUUUAAAAGCAAGUUUUUAAAGUUGCUUUUCAAUCCCACUAAGAAGCUGAGAUAGAUUAUUUAGUAAAAAAGGGCAGGCAGAAUCACAUGUCUUGUUUCUUUAAAGAGCUGUGCUUUUCAAAAGGGAAAAUUUGUUUGUAUCACAAAAGAUAGUUUUAGUACUAAUUGUUCUCCUGUGGAAAGUCUUGGACCAAAGUUUACUCUUACUUUGAUACUACCAGUUACUGCCUUAAAUCAAACAACAUAUUCUUGUGUUUGCAACACCUUGUGAAGGCUGAUGCUGGCAGGGUUUCUGCUGAACUGUACGUCCCUGUACCAGAGUAACACAAAAAUGAACCCGCUGAAUGAAAACUCAAAGUGCCUUUUUAAAAACCUCAGUCCUCUAACCAUAGUGAGCGACACUAAGUGAAUUUUCAUUCCAAAUAAAGCCUGCAGAGAGACCCAGUUAUUACAGAACGAUAUAAUCUAGUUCAUUAAUUUUGCUCUCAUGAAUGAUGAAUACGGUUUUAGGUCUUUGACAGCUUUUGAUAUGAAGUGCUUGAGGGUGUCAGUACAGUUUGACGAAGAGCAUACAAUACUUGACUGCACACUUCACUGCUAAACUGGAAGGACGUCAAGUGAUGACAGGUGGUUUAGGAUCAGCAAAGACUAAAUCCUGUUCACAUGUUUCUGAGGCAGCUAAAUUCAUAACUACAGCAGAGCCAUCCAGUUGAAAAUUAAAUUAAGUCCAGGCUCAUUUCAGAGUGUCCUUUAUCCACACGUAGACAUAACCUUUUUAUGAUUUGUUUUCCCACAACUACGUCAGCUUGUUUCUUGCCUUUUGCUCCAAAUGCAUUGCCCUACAUAUGUUUUUAACUUAAACUCUACGUUCAUAAAACUCCCCUUCUGUCUUCCACAUUUUUUUAAUAUGUUGCAUUUAUUUUUUAUUUUCAUCUCAAAAUGAACUUAAGAAAUACCUUAAGGAAUCACAUUGAAAUGUGAUGAGAAGAUGAGCAGCUAAGAGCACUUCAUAAAGUGUUCAAACAGUAUGAAGAAAAAUUGUUUCUCCUACUGUUUAUGUGUGUGUGUGUUGUUUGAGAUGUGUGUGGACUACUAGCAGGGCUUUCAUAAAAUGGUGGAGGAGUUUUGAAAGAGAAUAUUUGAUAUUAAAUCUUUUGGAAAAUA
Scatophagus argus is the source of this 3514-nucleotide messenger RNA. RefSeq names its product probable nuclear hormone receptor HR38. The coding region runs from base 164 to 1939 and encodes 591 amino acids. The record is from RefSeq and is a predicted model, not a curated record. Gene Ontology annotation, molecular function: zinc ion binding; nuclear glucocorticoid receptor binding; RNA polymerase II cis-regulatory region sequence-specific DNA binding. The transcript is spliced from 7 exons. Gene Ontology annotation, biological process: regulation of transcription by RNA polymerase II; cellular response to corticotropin-releasing hormone stimulus. Gene Ontology annotation, cellular component: transcription regulator complex; nucleus. NCBI's taxonomy places the organism in Eukaryota, Metazoa, Chordata, Actinopteri, Scatophagidae.